This is a messenger RNA of Rana temporaria (common frog), 1610 nucleotides long. RefSeq names its product POC1 centriolar protein B (gene POC1B). Bases 243 to 1526 code for a protein of 427 amino acids. The transcript has 12 exons. Gene Ontology annotation, cellular component: ciliary basal body; centriole. Gene Ontology annotation, molecular function: protein binding. Gene Ontology annotation, biological process: cilium assembly. Lineage: Eukaryota; Metazoa; Chordata; Amphibia; Anura; Ranidae. The record is from RefSeq and is a predicted model, not a curated record.
UGCUCUUCUGUGUAUGGACCGGGGACUGCUUGGAAAGGACUCCUGUGUACAGUGCUAUCCACAUACAGAUUUCAGGCUGUUUAGAUUAGCAGGGUGGCAGACAGUGUCCCUGCCUAGUCCUAUGAUAGCAGGAGGAUCCAGCUCUGCAGCAGCAUUUCAAAGGACAUAAAGAUGCAGUCACAUCCAUUGACUUUAGUGCAGACAACAAACAACUUGCAACAUCUGCAGCAGACACAUUUGUCAUGAUCUGGAAUUUCAAGCCUCAGUCACGUGCCUUUAGGUUUAUUGGCCACAAGGAGGCAGUACUGAGCGUGCAGUUUUCUCCCAUAGGACACUUGGUGGCAUCGGCUUCUAAAGACAGGACAGUGAGACUCUGGACCCCUAAUAUCAAAGGUGAAUCAACCAUAUUUAAGGCCCAUACAUCUUGUGUGCGAUGUGUUGACUUCUCAAAUGAUGGUCAAACUAUUAUCACUGCAUCCGAUGACAAGUCGAUCAAAGCGUGGAAUGUGUAUCACCAACGUUUCCUUUUUUCACUUAGCCAGCAUACAAACUGGGUGAGAUGUGCCAAAUUUUCCCCAGAUGGAAGACUAAUCACCUCAUGCAGUGAUGACAAGACUGUAAGAAUCUGGGACACAACAAACAGAGUUUGCAUUAACACUUUCAUGGAUUACAAAGGGCAUUCCAACUAUGUGAACUUCAACCCAUCGGGAACAUGUGUAGCAUCUGCUGGUGCCGAUAGUACAGUAAAAGUGUGGGAUAUUCGAAUGAACAAAUUGCUGCAGCAUUAUCAAGUUCACAGCGCAGGUGUCAACAGUUUGUCAUUUCACCCGUCUGGUAACUACUUACUUUCUGCAUCUAAUGAUGGCACUGUGAAGGUGCUCGAUCUUCUGGAAGGAAGACUUCUGUACACACUUCAUGGGCACCAGGGCCCUGUUUUGUCAGUGGCUUUCUCUAGAGACGGAGAAAAGUUUGCCUCUGGAGGGACGGAUGCACAGGUUUUAGUCUGGAGGACACAUUUUGACAAGUUUGGCCAUAAGGAAGUUGUGAAACUGCAGCAGAAAAGGCUGUGUCCUGAAGUACCGCCUCAUUUAAAUGAUAUUUAUCCACGGUCUUCACAUUUCCAUACAAGCACUGGUCAUUCUAUUCAGAUUAAUCCGGUGUUUGAAGUACCAAAUACACAAAAUGUACAUCCUGCAAUUAUCGAUGUAAGGAACAAACCAUCUUCCAAACAGCAGGAACAAGAUUGGAACAAUCAUCAAAGAAGUGAAGCCAUGCCUCAUGCUCCUUUAUCAUUACCAAGCACCAGCAUGAAGAAACAUGGUCAUACAGGAAGACCUCUGACAGAUGAACAAUUCGCUCCCCACCCUUCACUGACUAGCACUUUGGAACACAUACUAGAUCAACUGAAUGUGUUGACUCAGACUGUUUCCAUCUUGGAGCGUAGACUGACAAUGACAGAAGAUAAACUGAAAGAAUGCCUAGAAAAUCAGCAGCAUAUGCCUUUGCAAGAUUCAGACACGGAGUGAAGUAGAACAUCUACUAAUCUUACUGUUUCAAGCUCCUCCACUGUAAAUAAAAUAUUUAAUAUGUAUUUAUUAUAUUUUAUUUUU